Messenger RNA from Mycena indigotica, 2496 nucleotides. RefSeq lists its product as uncharacterized. The transcript is spliced from 11 exons. NCBI's taxonomy places the organism in Eukaryota, Fungi, Basidiomycota, Agaricomycetes, Agaricales, Mycenaceae. The record is from RefSeq and is a predicted model, not a curated record. Bases 1 to 2496 code for a protein of 831 amino acids.
AUGCCGCCGAAAUCUAGGGCGUUCAAAGCACGCAACAUUCCCUGUCCCCACUGUCCCCAGCUGUUUCUCAGCUAUCGCGGCCGGACGCAGCACAUCGAAGCUAUUCACGGCGAUCUGGAGCCCAGCAACGAUCCAUCGAUCGCGCCAAGCUCCGAUGCUCCUGGCCCAGAGCCUUCAUCGUCGCCGCCCCCAGCCAAUUUCGAUCUCCCUGAUCAUAACUCGGAUCCACCCUCCCGCUCGUCGUCGCCGCCUACUGUCGAAAGCAAUGUAAAAAUCGAGAAACACCCGAUUUUAGACGGCACUCCGUGCGACGCCGAUGGGUAUGAUCUACCGUUAGGCGCACCUGCGCCGUCCUGGGACCAUCGCGAGCCCGACGACUUCGCGUCUUUCGACAACCGUGCAGCUUUCGAAUUUGCGGACUUCCUCUAUAUCCGUGACCAGAUGUCGGGCAACAAUAUCGACCAGCUCAUGCAACUAAUGGCGGCACUGUACCCUGAUCGUCCCCCUCCAUUUGCCGAUGCCCGCGAGCUGUACGCUCGAAUUGACGACUUGCCGCAGGGAGACAUCCCAUGGGAAUCGUUCGCGGUGCAAUAUACGGGUCCUCGCCCUGCCACCAACGUACCAACUUGGAUGACCGACAAAUACGAAGUCUGGUUCCGGUCGCCCUUGGCCGUUUUCGAGAAGCAGCUCGCUAACCCGGACUUCAAAGACGAGCUCGACUGGGCGCCGAAGCGUAUCUUCAAGAACGAUAAACGGCAGUAUACUGACCUGUUUUCGGGUAACUGGGCUUGGCAGCAAGCGGGACGAAAUAGCCCAGAACGAGGAGAAUCAUGGGGCAAUUUGGCACCGGGAACACAGAGUUCUAUCCUUUAUAUGGCGGAGUUGGGAAUCUACAUGGCUAUUCCCAAAACGACGCGCCAACAUGCCGGGAGUGUAGAUUUCCGCAAAUUUCGGCGGCAGCUUUUCCAUGCAUCUUUGGCCCGGAUUUUCAGUAUUCUCAAGCCCUAUAUGACAACAGCCAGAGUUACACGUUGUGCUGAUCGUCACUUCCGACGCGCAAUAUAUGGCUUUGGUCCAGUUAUCGCCGACUAUCCAGAACAAGCACUAUAUGCUUGUAUCGUUCAGGGGUGGUGUCCCAUCUGUUUGUCUCCUCCUGAUGAUCUGGAUAAACAAAGUGCACAUCGGUGCAAGGAGCAUACGGAAGCCCUUCUAGAUGCGUCACUGACGGUAAAGGAGCUGUGGGAUGAGUUUGGUGUGGUGGCCGAUAUCAUUCCAUUCACUGAUGACUUCCCCCGAGCGGACAUUCAUGAGCUGAUCUCUGUGGAUUUACUCCAUCAACUCAUCAAGGGAACUUUCAAAGACCAUUUAGUCGAUUGGAUUGUCGAGUAUAUUCAGCAAAUGUAUGACAAAUCAGAUGGUGAACGUAUUCUGGCAGACAUUGACCGACGAAUCGCAAUCACACCACCAUUUACUGGGCUGCGUAAUUUCCCAAAAGGUCGCAAUUUCAAACAGUGGACAGGUGAUGACUCUAAGGGGUUGAUGAAGGUAUUCCUCCCAGCCAUUGCGGGCCGCGUUCCAAGUCAGAUGGUGCAAGCGGUUGCACAUUUCACCGAGUUCUGCUAUCUUGUUCGACGAUCAGUCCUUGAUGAAGAUACACUCAGUGCAGCUGAAUCUAGUCUGGCGAAAUUUUGGGAUACUCGUGAAGUGUUUCGUGACGUCCGACCGGAGGGGUUCUCUCUACCACGGCAGCAUUCAACAAAACACUAUGUCCCCCGAAUUCGCAUGUUUGGGGCUCCAAAUGGCCUCUGUUCAUCAAUCACGGAAUCAAAGCAUAUUAAGGCUGUCAAAAAGCCAUAUCGAAGAUCCAACCAUAAUCAACCAUUGAGUCAAAUGCUCUUGACGAACCAGCGUCUUGACAAGCUUCACUAUGCCCGGGUCGACUUUGCUAGCCGUGGUAUGCUCUCUGGCGCGUUGAUCCCCCUUCUACCUCCUCUUGACCUGGCGGCCAAUAAUCCUGUCAGGGAAGCUCUGCCUGACCUAGAUGAUGAUGAAGUAGUGGAGGGUCCUCGAUUUGAUGGGGAGGUCAAGUUGGCAAAGCGCUACAUUCGACGUGUUCCUCGGGAUUUGGCAGGGUUGGCCAGCUACCUUGGCCAACCACGUUUUCCUGAACUAGUUCAGCACUUCCUGUUUGGCCAGCUCUAUCCUGACUAUGAUGGGGAGGUUGAUGCCAGUGAUCUACCAUCAAUUGAUGGCAAGAUUUACACCUACAACUCCGCCCAAUCCAUCUUCUAUGCUCCAAGUGAUAUAUGCGGAAUCGGUGGAAUGCGACGGGAGCGGAUUCGCUCUGCACGAUCAUGGUUCAAAGGUCCACCACGCUAUGAUUGCGCAUUUGUGGUCCAUGACCGGGAUGCUCCUGGGAUGCUCGGAUUCCACAUUGGUCGGGUUCUUCUUUUUUCCAAUUCAAACACCAUGACACAUUGUAUCCAUGUGCUCUAG